AUGAGAGGAGCCAUGGAAGUCUCAAUCAUGCUUCUCCUAGUAACUGUAUCGGACUCUGCCGUGAUCACGGGGGCCUGUGAUUGGGACGUCCAGUGCGGGGCAGGCACCUGCUGUGCCAUUAGCCUGUGGCUGCAGGGGCUGCGGAUGUGCACCCCGCUGGGACGCCAAGGAGAGGAAUGUCACCCUAGCAGCCGCAAGGUCCCCUCCUUCCGGAAACGCUGGCACCAUGCCUGUCCUUGUUUGCCCAACCUGCUAUGCUCCCGGUUCCUGGACGGUAGAUAUCGCUGCUCCAUGGACUUGAAGAACAUCAACUUUUAAGAGCCUGUCUGGCCUCAGAACACCUGUCCCUGAGCACAGCUUCUUCUGGACUAUGCGGCCAGCUUUCCCUCACUGCCCCAGUCCUCCACGGCCCACCCAGUCCCUCCUGCCCCGCACACGCAUGUGCACCAGGCAGGCAUGCCCCCUCUGUGGUGUGGGGGGUAUGC
Messenger RNA from Chinchilla lanigera (long-tailed chinchilla), 485 nucleotides. It is a transcript of the gene Prok1, whose product is annotated as prokineticin 1. Bases 1 to 318 code for a protein of 105 amino acids. NCBI's taxonomy places the organism in Eukaryota, Metazoa, Chordata, Mammalia, Rodentia, Chinchillidae. The transcript is spliced from 3 exons. The record is from RefSeq and is a predicted model, not a curated record.